AUGUAAGCAAAAAGAGAAUAUCUUUGUCCUAUUACAGAACCAAAGCCUAAUGAAACUCCAAUAUACAGACAUCCUAUGGCAAAAGUAAACUAUAACAAUUACCAUUAGGAUGGAUUUUUGCCUCCAUUAGACAAUAGAAAGGUGAAUAUGCAACAGUAACUACUCAUCUAAUUUGAAAAGUUUUCUGAUAAGAAGACAUUGGGUACUUUCAAUGAAGAAACCCAACAAUACGAUCACAUUACAUAUAAGGUAUUUUAUGAAUCUAUGAAUUAGGAAAUGUAAGAAAUUGCAACUUCUCUUGGUUCUUCCCUUUGUUAAUAAGAUUCAAUAAAAGAAGUAAAAGAUUAAUAAAAUAAUGUGAUUAAACCUGUUGGAAUUUAUUUAUCUAAUAGAAGAGAGUGGACUUUAAUAGAUAUAGCCUGUAUAUUAUAUGGAUUUACAUCUUGUCCAUUUUAUGAUACUCUUGGAGUGGAUAGCAUAACUUAUUCUAUGAAUAUUACUUAAGUGAGGUAAAUAUAUAUAUAUUAUUUUUAUAUAGUGUGUGUUUUGUUUAACCAAGCACAAUAGGAUUUUUGGCCAAAUCAAAUUUACCUUACUUAAAAACUAUAGUAACAAUUGGUGCUCAAGAUCCAAACAUCUUAAAUACCUUGGCAGAACAAAAGAAAGAAGUAAUCACUUGGGAGGACUAUCUUAAAAGAUCAAACGGAAAAAUAUAACCUUAUCCAAAUUUAGAACCAUAACAUCCAUUAACUUUAGUAUUCACUAGUGGAACAACUGGAGAACCAAAGGCAGCCAUAUAGUCUCAUCUUAAUUUUACUUCAAUGAUUGCUCUUUUUGAACACUAAGAUAAGUUUGCUCUUACAUAAGAUGAUGUCUAUUUAUCUUAUUUACCAUUACCACAUACUUUUGAGAGAGUGGUUCAUUUAGCAGCUCUAUCAGGAGGAGCAGAACUUAAUUAUUAUAGUGGAAACAUAUAAAAUAUAGCUAAAGAUAUUCAAAGAUGUAAACCAACAUACUUUUGUGGAGUGCCUAGAAUUUUCAACAGAUUUUAUGAAGGAAUUCAAGCUUAAUUAAAUUCUUUACCUCCUGAGAUCUAAUAAAAAUUUGAACUUGCUCUUGCUGCAAAAAUAAAAUAUUUUAGAGCUACAGGUAAAACAACACAUGAUUAAUUGGAUGAAGCCUUUGUUAAGACUAGAGCUAUUCUAGGUGGUAGAUAGAGAAUUAUGAUUACAGGAGCUGCUCCAAUUUCACCAAAGAUUUUGGAGUAUUUAAAAAUGACAUUUUGUUGUUAAAUUAUUGAAGGUUAUGGUUAAACAGAAACAACUGCUGCAUCAUUUUUAACUGAUUUUAAUGAUCCUGUAUGUGGUCAUAUUGGUGGACCAACUAUUUCUUAGGAAUUUAAAUUAGUCAGUGUUCCAGAGAUGGAUUAUUUAACUGAUUAAGUAGUUGAUGGACAAAAAAAAAUAAGAGGAGAAGUUUGUUUAAGAGGACCAAGUGUUAUAAAGAGUUAUUUCAAUAAUGUUUAAUCAACUAAAGAAACUAUUGAUGAAGAAGGUUGGGUUCAUACUGGUGAUAUUGGAGAAAUAGUUGAUGGAGCACUUAAAUUAAUUGAUAGAAAAAAGAAUCUAUUUAAAUUAUCUCAAGGUGAAUAUGUUUCACCAGAAAAAAUAGAAAAUUGUUAUUUAAGAGUUAAAGGUAUUUCUGAAAUAGUUGUUUUUGGUGAUUCUCUAUCUAAUUACUGUGUAGGAGUUAUUGUACCUGAAUAGACAUUUUUGAAGUAAUGGGCAACUGAAUUGAAUAUCUAAGGAGAUCAUCAAUAAUUAUGUUAAGAUAAAACUAUGAGAGCUCAUGUCUUAAAAUUAGUGAAUGAAUAAGUAAAUAUCAUUUUAAUCUUUAGGGAAAAUAAGAUAAUUUAAAUGGAUUUGAGCAAAUCAAGAAUGUUUACUUAGAACCAAGACCAUUUAUUUAAGUUGGAAUAUUAACUGAAACAAUGAAAAUGCAAAGACAUAAAGCUAGAUAAAAUUAUUAGGAUAUUAUUAAAUUCCUUUAUUAAGAAAUUUGA
This is a messenger RNA of Paramecium pentaurelia, 2062 nucleotides long. Lineage: Eukaryota; Ciliophora; Oligohymenophorea; Peniculida; Parameciidae. The record is from the annotation of a GenBank genome assembly.